Messenger RNA from Linum tenue, 1297 nucleotides. The record is from the annotation of a GenBank genome assembly. Lineage: Eukaryota; Viridiplantae; Streptophyta; Magnoliopsida; Malpighiales; Linaceae.
GUUUUUCUUCCUAGUUUGAAGAUCUUGGAGCUGUUAUAUGUGGAGACUAUGGACUGUGAGUCACUAAGGAGGCUCAUUUCUGGCUGUCCUGUUCUCGAGACUGCUCAUAUGGACACCUGCUACUCAAACACGGAUGACAAAGGCACACUCACUGCUUCCUUGCGAUUCUUGAAGAAUCUGACGAUUGUUGGUUAUACUAGGGAGUUCUUUCCCAUCGCCAUUGAAGCACCGAGUCUUGAGCAUCUGCAUCUUAGGUAUUUUCUAGGGUUUCAAUUGUUGGGCAGUAGUCAAAUGCCAUACCUUGUUUCAGCACGGGUUGAGGGCCGAAUCUCAGAUGGUUGCUUGAUUGGUUUCCUCAACCAAAUCUGCAAUGCGAAGGAAGUGUGCUUAUCAUGGGAGACUCUGGCUCCUCUUGCAGCUGCCAAUGGUGAUGUCCAGCUGCCUAGCUUUCCCAAUUUGACACACUUGACAAUCAAAUCUGAUGGAUGCAGAAGCGGCCUUCUGCAUUCACUGCUCAACUCAGCCCCCAAAUUACAAUCUCUUGUUAUUGACUUGGUGAGUAGUAUUCAUUUGAGCACCAUAUGUACCCUUUUUAUCCCUAACUUUUAACUACUGUUAACAUGGGAUUUAUGAUGAAUGUGCUUGAGGUUUGUUUCAUUCAUGAUGGCCAGGGGCUUAACAGGAAUUUUUUUGCAAAGAAAUGGAAGUCGGAACCUGCCUGCACCCCCAAGUGCUUGUUGUAUAGCCUCGAGGAAAUCGAGAUCCAAGAUCUUCUACUGCAGAAGGACGAUAUGAAAAUGGUAGCAUAUUUACUAAAGUUUGGAGCUGUACUGAAGAAGGUGGACGUUUACUUGCAUGAAGAGGAUCUCGGGAGAGACAAAAGAGGGCUUUUAUCACUGCUGAAACUGCCGAGACGAUCAAGAGCUUGCAAAGUUCAGACUUUUCUUCUGGACGAGGAGUUCUAUGGCGAUAGCAACAACGAGUCCGAUUUUGACGAGUCUGAUGACUUUGAGGACAGCGACGAAUGAUGAUGAUUACAGCGAUGAUGGGACUGACGACGUGGACAAUGUGAUAGACUCAACUGAUGACGAGGUCGGUGUGUUUUGUUCAUGCGAAUCUGAAUUGUUCGGUUCAGGAUAAUCGUUGUUUCAAGCUCUUGCCUUGCUGUUAGUUGCCUAUCAGAUUAGUAGUGGUAAUCCAAGUUUGAAACAUUGUUGUUCUGUUAAGAGCAUGCAUUGUACUACUGCAUGAAGUAUUAGAAGUACUUUUGUAAGAGUGUCUUCAUUGCAAUUUCGAC